Molecule: messenger RNA, 2868 nt
Organism: Lactuca saligna
Lineage: Eukaryota; Viridiplantae; Streptophyta; Magnoliopsida; Asterales; Asteraceae
Source: the annotation of a GenBank genome assembly
AUGUUCAAGUCUGCGAGAUGGAGGAGCGACAAGAACAAAAUCAAAGCUGUAUUUAAAUUGCAGUUUCAUGCAACUCAGCUAACACAGGUUGGAGCAGAUGCUUUGAUGAUAGCUGUGAUUCCUAAUGAUGUUGGAAAGCCCACAACAAGAUUAGAUAAAGCAAAAGUUAGAGAUGGAAGUUGUUAUUGGGAAAAGCCACAUUAUGAAACUGUGAAGUUCACUCAAGAUCAAAAAACCGGAAAAUUCAAUGACAAAAUCUAUCGUUUUGUUGUAGCAACGGGUUCUUCGGUUUUUGGUGUUGUUGGAGAAGUUUCAAUUGAUUUUGCAAGUUAUGCUGAGGCUACAAAGCUUUCUUCUCUAUCUCUUCCUCUCAAAAAUACGAAAUCCACAAGUCUAUUACAUGUAUCAAUUCAAAGGGUGCAAGAUCAAAGGGAUGUUGAUGUUAGUGAAAGCACGAAUGUUGAUAUACAAGAAAGCAUCCGAGUUGAUCCUAUUGAAGAUCAUGGGGCUAUGAGUGAUAACAUUAACAGAGACUGCAGGGCAUCCAUUGGAUCUGAUAUCACUCUGUCAUGUUCAGAUAGCAGCUCUGGACUUGACACCCCACGAGACCCUGAACCUAAAAACACUAAUAAUAAAUCGGCUUGUGAAUCCUCAACAACAACAAUCUAUGAAGAACAGCAUCGAAAAUCAUCAUCACAAUGGGAUUGGUUAGAUGCUUCACCUCAUGAAUUAAGCACCGAUGAUUCUUCUGUAAUAAGUCCAAGAGAAACCCUUUCAAGAGAAACAUCUGAUGAAGAUUCUCCAGAUGCCAUAAUCAAAAAGCUCCAAGAAGAAGUUGCAGUUUUUGCUAGGCAAGCUGAUAUGUCAGAGAUGGAACUACAAACCCUUCGUAAGCAAAUUGUGAAAGAAAGCAAAAAGAGUCAAGAUCUUUCACGGGAAGUAGCUUUCCUUAAGGAGGAGUGUGCAAAGGUGAAGGCGUAUCAAAAACCCACAGAAGUCCAAGUCAAUGGUAAUUCAGGAGGGGAUCCAUGGGUUCUUGUUGAUGAGCUUAAACAAGAAUUGAAUUAUGAAAAGGAUUUGAAUUCCAAUCUUCGAUUACAACUUCAGAAAACUCAAGAAUCAAAUGCAGAGUUGAUUCUUGCUGUUCGGGACCUAGACGAGAUGCUGGAACAGAAAUCUUCUAUUGCUCCAAAGUCACAAGAAGUCAACUCUAAAUCCAAGACAGAUGAUGAUGAAGAUCAAAAGGCUUUAGAAGAGAUUGUUAGAGAACAUAGUGGCUUGAAAGAUGCGUAUUUACAGGAACAAAAGAUAAUCGAUCUUUAUAAUGAAAUAGAGUUAUACAAGAGAGAUAAAGAAGAGCUCGAAACACAAAUGGAACAGAUUGCACUCGAUUAUGAGAUCUUGAAGCAAGAAAACCAUGACAUGUCUUGCAAACUGGAACAAAGUCAACUUCAAGAACAGUUAAAGAUGCAAUAUGAAUGUUCAUCUCCUUACACUUCUGUAAAUGAACUCGAAUCCCAGAUAGAUCAUUUAGACAAUGAGCUCAAAACGAAAUCCAAAGAAUUGUUGAAAUCGAUUCUUACAAUCAAAGAACUUGAAACCCAUGUGAAGAAUCUUGAGGAAGAUUUGGAGAAUCAAGCUCUUGGGUUUGAGGCGGAUAUGGAAGAUCUUAUGCGUGCAAAAGUUGAACAGGAGCAGAGGGCAAUUCGGUCAGAGGAAAAUUUAAGAAAGGUGAAACUGCAGAAUGCUAAUACAGCAGGGAAACUUCAGGAGGAAUUUAGAAGGCUAUCAACAGAAAUGGCUUCGGCUUUUAAAGAAAACGAGAAUGCAGCCAUGAAAGCCAUGGAUGAAGCUUAUCAACUCCAGGUAGAAAAAAGACACCUUGAAGAGAUGCUUAAAGAAGUCCAAGAGGAGUUGCAGUAUAUUCGUGACCAAUAUGAAGACAAACUGUUUGAUCUUUCAAACCAAAUAAACCUAAAGUCAAAACAAUUAAAAGAUAUGGAAGUACAGAUUGGAAAUCUUCAAGAUGAAAGAAAGAAUCUUGAAGAUGAGGUUCAUAUGGUAAAAAUGGAAGUGGAGAGUUUAAGAAAUGAGUUGAGUGAGGUGAGAAAUGUUAAGAAAGAUAAGGAGAAUGAAGUUGAAAGGCUACAAUCUGAGAUUGAACGUUUAAAAUCUCGAUGUAAUGAAAUGAAACAGUUUGUUAAAGAGUACGAAUUGGAGAAAGGAAAUUUGAUGAAGAAAGUAUCUCAACUAAAUAAUGAUCUCAAGAAGAAAGAUGAAACAAUCAGCAGUAUAGAGAAAAAACUCAAGGAUUGUAAUAGUAAUACCAAAACAACCCCUAGAAACAAUAAACCUGUUCCUGCUUCUCGUGGCCCUAAAGAGAUUACCAAUAUGAAGGACAAUAUCAAACUACUUGAGGGUCAAAUAAAGCUUAAAGAAACUGCUUUAGAGCUUUCUGAAGCUUCUUUUCUAGAGAAAGAGAAAGAUCUUCAACAAAAAAUCCAAGAGUUGGAAAGACGAUUAGAGGUUCUUGAUCAAGACAUAAUAAGUGAUGAUGCCAUUAAGUCCGAGAUUAACAAGACUGGAAAUCAAGAAAUUUUUGAGACAUUAUCAAACAGAAACAAGUUGAUGGAAGCAACAGCUUGUAAUGACUCUAAGAAACCUCAAAAACGCAAAGAAAUGUUAGCAAAAGGUUUUCUCUAAGAUAUUACAUGUACCAUGUAGUUAGCAUGUUAAGCCUCCCAAUAAUCAGUCAAUGGUUUUGUUCUACUUUGCAUUAAAUCUUGUUGUGAGUUUUACUUAUAUAUUUAUAAAUUUAUGAGUUUGUGAAUACAAAUCUUGAAUGAAAGAGUUGUUAUAAAGUUGCAC